AUGCACUUUCCUUUAACUUUAGAAUACCCAUUGAUGCUUUAUUCUGAGAUAUCAGAAAAUUAAGGAUAAUGGAUAGAAACAGAGUAAUUGGUUAUUAGGAUACCUAAGAGCUGGGAUCUAGAUGGAAAUGUUAAUGACUAUAAAAUUUUUGGAAUGGGAAUGGGAGCAGAAGAAUAUAGAGAAAGUGAAAUCAAUAAUGUUCAAUAUAUUGUAGCCGAUCAUGCAACUGAUUUACAUUACUGUGCAAAAUUUGCUUAUUUUGCUAAAAAGCCUUUUUUGCUUUAAAUUCCUUAAUUCAAUGUAAAGUCUUAUGAAUAUAUCUUCUUCAAAAAGAAGGAUUAAUAAGAUAAUCUUUUAUUAGACAUAAUAGGAUUAUCUAAAAGAGAAAGUAAUCUUGAUCGUAAAAUAUCAUUCCUCUUAUAACAAUUAUUAUAUGAAUCUAGGUAUUCUGAAAUUGGAAUAAAGAAGCAAGUUGAAGAUGCUUUGGACAAUAUAUAUUAUAAGUCUCUAAAGAAAAUGAUUCAACUUAUUGGAAAAAAACAUCAUAUAGAAUAUGAAUCCAUGUAUGAAUUAACUAGAAAAGUAGUGCGUUGUAAAGAUUUAAGAUUGAACCCCUAAGAUAUUGUUUCUAUUGUAUACAAGACAUUUAUCAGUGCAAGUCUAUUUCCCUUUUAUUGUGAAAUUAACACAAUGAAUGAUAGCUACAUAAAAUUAAAAUUACUUAGUUUAUUCACUAAUUCUGAAAUUUUACCUUGGUCUCCAAAAUUUCAUGCAUCUUUAGGUAUAUAUUAUUCUAUAUAAUUUAAGCCUUAGGAAAUUAUCAUUAUAGUUUUACUCCUAAUGAUCUAUUCAAUUUGAGAACCCUAAAUACUCGUGCAUUUUAUAAAGAUUACUAAUAUAUAAGACUUAGAAUAUUAGAUUUUUUUCCUUUAGAUUCAUGGAUUGAAGAUGUUUCUAAUUUCUUUAUAGAAAAUUUAGAAACUAUGCUUAAUUAUAUUUAGACUAAGAUGCCUUAAUAAUAGAAUCAGUCUUCUCUUAGAAAAUAGUCUUAUGAUUCUAAAUCUAAUUCUAGUAGUUCAAUUUUAGAUCUAAAAGAACCAUUAAUGAGAGAAGAAUAAAAAGAAACUGAAUUGAUUUAAGAUUCUUGUAAUAAUAGUUAAUAAAGUUUUAAUGUAUUAACAAAUUGUUCAGAAUUAUUCAAAAUAUUACUUAAAAAUUCUAUAAGAAAAAUAGAAAAUGUAAGAGAAGUUUUUGGUAUUGUUAUACAUACACCAUUUAUUGUAUAAGUUAAAAAUCGUAUAGCUAAUGAAUUUUAUGAGAAUUAUUCAUCUGAAAUUAAUAGAAAUGGAAUUUUAAGUUAAUUUUGUUCUAUAAUAACUGAAACUGAAUUAAGAAGUUAUUCUACUUGUGCAAAUAAUUGUUAAACUCCUGUAGCUGCUUUUAUUUAUCUUUUAUGUGAUACAUUUAGACCUUUUUCAGAAAUGUUAUGUGAGAAAACUCAUUUUCUAAAAUCUCUUUAAUAAUGUGGAUUUAAUAUUCGUAAUAUUAAACAUAAUUAAUUUGCUUCAAAAAGUAGCUUUAUUGAUACAGACAAUAAAUUAUUAACUUAAUAUUUGUCAACUUAUUGUAAAUUUGCAUCAAUUAAUGAAUUUUAAUUAUUAGGUGAAUUAUUUAUUUAACCAGCAAUUUUAGAAUGUAGUUUAGAUUAUUUUGGUUUUUAUAGUGAUGAAUUAUCUGCACGUUUUCUUACAUGCAUUCAAAAAAUUGAUUUUGAUCCAGAAUAAUUUUAAUAAAUAGAACGAAUGUAUCGUCCUUAUCGUUUUUCUAAUUCUUAUCUAUUUAAUGAUACUGAAGCUAAGGAAUUUGUUGAGGCUUUUGAUAAUUGUUCUAGAAGUACAAUUUAUUAACAUGAAAGUUAGAAAGAAGAAAAUUUAGUUGAAUUUCUAUAAAAAUUCUAAAAUAACAACACUAAACAAUAUACUAAAUCUAGGUUUAAUUUACAUUAUUUGCUAUAGUUUUUUUAAAAUUAAUUAAUUAAACUAAAAUAAGAAGGUUUAAAGCAAGUAAAAACUAAACAUAGGAUUCAAGAUUAUUUAGAUACAGUCUACUAUUUUUAUUUCAAUUCUAUUCGCUUGUAGAUUGUAUAAAAGCAGCGUCAAAAUACUUUAAGUUUAAUAGGAUUUGUUAUUGCUAAAGAUUUAAAUUAGCUUCAUUCAACCAAACCUUAAAAUGUAGAACUUCAAAUUUGA
This is a messenger RNA of Paramecium primaurelia, 2249 nucleotides long. The record is from the annotation of a GenBank genome assembly. Lineage: Eukaryota; Ciliophora; Oligohymenophorea; Peniculida; Parameciidae.